Molecule: messenger RNA, 10676 nt
Organism: Spinacia oleracea (spinach)
Lineage: Eukaryota; Viridiplantae; Streptophyta; Magnoliopsida; Caryophyllales; Amaranthaceae
Exons: 4
Coding region: 9438-10352 (304 amino acids)
Source: RefSeq, a predicted model, not a curated record
UUUUUAAUUCUCUCUCUUCAAAAUCCAACUCGCAGAAUCGCAGGAGAGCUGCUCUUCAUCUCCCUCCUCUGGCUUCUGCUUCCAGUUUCCAAACUCGUUCGACGGAGGAGUUAGGAUUCCCUCUUCCUCUUCCUCCUCCUAAACCCGUCUGCAAAACCACCACAUUCUAGUUUUAUUACCACCUCUACUCGGCGGCGCCUCUGCCAUUGUGGAUAAAAAACCUCCACUUUUCAAUCUGGGGGACUUCGAACCACCUCUCGUUCUCAGCGGCUACCAUUCCCGGUGUUGAAGACAGUGUUUGAUUUGUCAAUGGGGAUCAUGUGAAGCAUGUCCAGCAGAUUGUCUACUAGACUGUUGAAUAUAUGCGUGUCUUCUUUCUGUAAAUUACAAAGAAUGGACAAAGCAGAAGCAGUUUUAAUUGAUGGUAUAAGGUUAGGGGUUCUCCCAGAUGUGGUCACUUAUAAUGCCCUCGUUGGCGCCUACUGCCGGUUUGUUGGCAUUGAUGAAGCUUAUGCUGUUAUCCAUCGGAUGCAAGUUGCAGGUAUUAAGCCUGAUGUGUUUACUUACAAUUCAUUGCUAGCGGGUGCCAGCAGGAAAUGCCAACUAUCACUUUCCCUUGAUAUAUUUGAAGAAAUGCUGAAUUUGGGUAUUUCACCAGAUUUGUGGAGUUAUAAUACAUUGAUGCAUUGCUUCUUCAGAUUAGGAAAACCAGAUGAAGCCUAUAGGGUUUACAGAAAUAUUAUUAUUAAUAAUCUCUGUCCUGAUAGAACUAGUUUCAAUACAUUGCUUAAUGGUCUAUGUAGGAAUGGGUAUACUGAUACCGCCCUGAUGUUGUAUAGGAACCUGAAACGUCAGGGUUGCCAACUUGACCUGACAACGUAUAAUAUUCUUAUUAACGGGCUAUGCAAAGUAGGUAGAUUGAAGGCAGCUAGGUGGAUGCUCAAAGAGCUUGGCGAUUCAGGUUACAUACCCAAUGCUAUUACUUACACUACAGUUUUAAAAUGUUGCUUUAGGUGUAAAAAUUUUGAAGAAGGCUUAGAGGUUUUCUGGGAAAUGAAGAGUAAAGGUUAUACUUUUGAUGCCUUUGCAUAUUGCACAGUUGCAGGAGCUUUUGUUAAGAAAGGCAAGCUAAAAGAGGCAAAUGAUUGCAUAGAAACAAUGUUAAAAAGUGGGAUUUCACCCGACAUUGUGACUUAUAAUACUUUAUUGAAUGUGUAUUGUAAAGCGAGGAAGUUUGAAGCUGCGUAUAACCUGUUGGAUAAUAUAGAGAAAGAAGGCUUAGAAUGUGACAACUACACUCAUACCAUUUUGAUUGAUGGACUGUGCAAGGCAGGGAAUGUUGAGGAGGCUCGGAGACAUAUAAAAUUAAUAAGCUCAAUAGAUUCUAAUAUAAACGUGGCAGCCUUAAAUAGCUUGCUUGAUGGGAUGUAUAAAGCAGGCCAUGCCUAUCAUGCGAUGAAUAUAUUUAAACUAAUGAAGAUGAAGGAUGAAUUUACUUAUUCCUCCAUGGUGCACAAUCUUUGUAAGGAAAGGAAGUUUAGGAGUGCAUCUAGAAUUUUAUUGUCUUGUCUAAAGAAUGGAAUGAACAUACUUGAAUCUGCUGAGAGAGCAGUUAUUAGAGGUUUUCGUGCUUCGGGAUUAAGGAGAGGUGCAACAAAACUCCAAUCAAAGAUCAGAAUGGCAAAAUUCUUACGUAAGAGUUGUACAGAACAUUCUUUUGGCAGAAAACGUUGUUAAACUGUUAAUGUCCACUCUUGCCUUUACUUUUGUGUAGUAUAUGAGCUAUUGAUCGCGAAAUGCAAGAGAAUCCUUUUGGGUUAGGCAUAUCACUACUCCUUUCUUUUGAUUGCCCUAUUGUCAUGGCCAUGGGACCAUUUGGUAUGUAUUUAUCCUUAGGUAUUGAAAGUCAGAAAGAACGAAGGCAUCUGAUGAGCAUUGUUGCUGCUGUGACUCUGUCUUAGAAGGAACUAUGAUCUCCCAGGUCACAUCAACGACUAUGGAUCAGCUGAUGAGCUAUUUGAAGUAUAAUUUUAUACCCUUAUCUUGCCUUUCUUUCAGUCAUAUUUUGCUUGUGCACUCCUUAAGUGCUUGACUAAGUGCUUUUGCAAGCUUCAAACAUCUUGUCGUGGCAGACAAGUACAUUAUGAAGGAAGGCUAAGCACAUAAAGGUCAAAACAACCAAACCCAGGGUGCCUCCUGAUCUUGAAGUCUAGUUUUGAAAAAAGGUAACAGGAGAUCUUCGAAAUUGCUCAAGGUCCUGGUAUGGCCGAAAGCCUAAAAAACCUUGAAAAGGGGAAAGUAGCAUAUGACCUUCUGGGAGUAACUGAGUGAAUGAAAGCAUUCAGCGAGAAGCUGUGGGGUAAAAGAUGUUGGUGUAAUCCAGAUCCCAGCUUUCUUAUGCAUCCAGACAGACCUCCAUGUUGACCGUGCUAAAACAGGGAGAAUUGAAGGUCAGUUUUGAGCUUCAACUGUCAUGGUGAACUCUGCUGAAAAAGGUGUGGUGCUUGCAGUCAAAUGUGAUGGUUUGUUAUAGAGGAACUAAUGAUUUUAUCGCGGAUCCCAAGAACUUGGAAUGGACUAUCUCUCUAAUUGUCCCGAUGCAGGCUUGCAGCUGAUGACACAUCCACUGUAACAGCCUAAUGAGAGGAAGUUGGAUGGUUUUGAGAGCUGAUUCUGUGUAAUGCAAAUACAGCAGUUAUAGUGCGAGUGGAUGAAUCUUUAUGGAGGUCCGCGAUGAUUGUCAAGUGUACUGUGUGGUGGACCCACAAAAUGCAUCUCGUCAUUUGGAGGAGUUGCUAGAACUGCUGGUUGCUAUUGUGCUAAAGCAAGAGGAAGCAACAAUUUGCGAUUGAUUUGACACCAUUCCGUGAUUUGGAAAACCUUUUGAGUAUUGGUUUUUAACCUCAGAUAGUAAUUCAUAUGUGUAAUUGAGUUUAUCUAGUGCUGCCAUUUGAUGAAGUCAGUAGUAGUGUAAUUAGAUUCGUUUGUUGAGAGCCUUACUCUCUUCAAAGUGAUCGGAACCGAUAUAUUGCUACCUGCUAAUAACCUUGUUUCGAUGUAUAAAUGAAGUUCUCAACUGUUUCUCACUCAGUCUCUAUCCCCUCUACCAUCCUUGUGAAAAUUGCCAGUUUUCAGUCGCAUAGAAUUUGUUCUGCCAAGGAACUGGACUGCUAGUUUGUUCUAUUGGUGAGCGAGACCGGUUUCUUUUAGAAUACACUUCCAUCAUUUUAAAAGUAUGUUUUUGUAUGAUUGUACAAGUCUUAUGCUGUCUUGGUAGCGUGGAUCAUUUGCUACAGGUGAAAUAUAGUACGUGGUAAUGUAGUUCUUAUGCUGUCUUGGUAGCGUGGAUCAUUUGCUACAGGUGAAAUAUAGUACGUGGUAAUGUAUUUCACUGCUCCGCUGAGGUAACUGCUGGUCCACAUGGGCUGCAAGCUGCAAGCAUACAAGGAAGCUUGUAGGGGCUGGUAUGCGCGUGGGACCUGGAAGGGCAACCGGACAAGGUGAUAGUACUUUGAAAGUUAAACAAUGGAAGCUGCUACAUUUUGAAACAAGGUUGAGGACAUUGUGGAUACAGGGAACACCUUAUUGAAGCUCAUAAACAUUUGAAAUCAAAGGGAGCAUCUUCUGUAUCAUUGUGUACCUUCCUUAAUAAGCCAUCUAUUGAGGAUUUGAGGUAAAUUCCCAUUGAUCUCUGCCUCUGCCUGAUAUAGGUGUUUCUGAAAGAUUGCUGGUGAUGAACCGAAUGAAACUCAAGGAGAUUUCAAAAUUUGAUUAGUAUGGCAUAACCUACAUCAAGAAGGUCAAUGCUUCAGUGAUUUCUUUAUUUUUUUCUUUUAAUCAUCUUAAUGAGUUUUGAGACUUGAGAGUACAAUAAUUAGAUUAAAUCAAAAGUUAAAAGCUUGUAGAUGUUAAAUAUUACCACCAAAUUUGUUCUAUCCUUGUGCCUUGUUGUAAAAGCUCUGAAUUUGACGCAGUUGGCAAACCUGUUUUAGUUGCAGCCUUGCAACGGUGCAACCUACAGUGUGGCAGUGCCUUAUAAUGUAUUGUUAAUUUUGUAAUUUAUAACACACAAAUAGAAAUGCUAAUUAAUCAGUUUUCUUUAUCUAUCUGAUUCUUAAACCUAAGGCACUUCAAUUUUUAUGUGAAAAUUCUAGCCUCUUGAUCAGAGGAAGUUAGUCGUCAUUAUGUGAUUGGGACUAAACUCAGUUUUAAUAGUUUGACUUGUUCAAAUAAGCUCUUGUUUUGACUAAGAAAGUUCAGUGAGUGAACCAUGUCCAUUUCAUUCAUUUUAACAUUAUAAGAUCUGUUCUGGAGAUUUGCGUCAUCACAUCAUUUGGUGUUUGCCUCGGUUCAUGGGGAAUUUCUGUAUUGGGUUACUUCUAAAUUUUGAAAUGCCUCUGUUUUGUGGACCUUGUGGUUGUUAAUCUGAACUGAAUUGAAAUCGAUCACCAAUAUUAAGAUUGUUUGAUUGUCUGGCGUUGCUGCUUGCUGGUAAUGUAGUUGUUGUAAGAGAUUGCUCAAAAGAGAAACGGUUACAACAGCUCAUCUCUUUGAGAAGAACCUUCUUAACUUAUAACCAUGCGGGUUGUCAAAAUACUACUGGUGAAUUAGCUCUUAAAUGGAUGGAAGUUCUGCUCUUAGUGAUGCUAGAGUCUGUUAAUUGUUUGUAGUUGCGUUCCUUUAAUUCAAUGAACUAUUGUGAUUCAUAAAAAAUUAUACAAGUAUGUCUAAAUUAUACAAGUAUGAUACAUCAGAUGACGGUAAUUAAAAUUUUGUCGGCUUAUAUUCUAGAGGCUAUAAUGUCUAACGAUCUUAGACUCUGUUUGUUUCAACGGAAAACCUUUUCAACAGAAAAUGAUUUUCCAUGGAAAACAAUUUUCAAGGGAAAACAUCAAAGGGAAAUAGUUUUCCUUUGUCUGUUUCCUUACAAGAAAAGUUAUGAAGAAAAAGAAUAAAGAAGUGGAAAUGAGAGGAGAGAAAAGGAAAUGUAAGGGAUUUGGGUGGAAAAUUUGGCAUUCCUUAUUUGUUAGUUCAUUUAUUGCUUUUGGAUGAGCAAAUGAACAAAAAAAAAAAACAGUCUUAAGCCAUACCUAGCUCUUAGUACACAUAGGGUGCAUGGUUAUUAAAAUCGCGAUUCAAAUCGUAGAAUCUUACGAUUCUACGAUUUAAAUAUUGUCAACGAUUCGAUUUACGAUUCUACAUGAUUCUACACUUUUUUCUUGAAUAGCGAAAAUCUCGUACAUUUAAAUCACGCUGAGAAAGAUAUUAAUCGAUAAAUGUUGUUAAUUAUUGCUUAUUUAGGUAUUAAAGAACUAUAUAUUUCAAUUAUUAAGUUUUUUUUUACCUAUAAUAUAAGCAUUUUAAAUGAAUUUUAAGAAUAAAAUCUUGAUUAUCUUGUCCGUAGAAUCUUACGAUUCUAGGAUUCGAUUUUACGAUUCGAUUCUAAGUGUCUCUUUCGAUUCAAAGUAGAAUCACGAUUUUAAUAACCUUGAUAGGGUGUAUCAUGUACAGUAGAUUUUGCAUAUAUAUCUUCUUGAUUGCUGACAAACUUUUAUAACUUUUUUUCCCGUAAGGCAAGAACACUACAAUUCUGCUGCUAAAUUGGGACGGAAGUUUGAAACAACUGCGCGUUUUGAUCAUAUUUAUGGUUGGCCACGCGUUUUGAUCUACGUUGGUUUAGGCGGAAUCAUGUUGAUUUUUGGAUAAUUUCUGUUCCGGGUGUGGAAUGAGAACAACUGACUAUGGGAUACUUGAUUCCUGUUGAGAGUACCGGUUGAUAUCUGCACAACAGAAUGGAUUAACUAGCCUCGGGGGUGGUUCGAGGAUCCCCCCUCCGAUGCUUAAGUAAGAUUACUGAGGGAUUAAGAGGUGAUUAAGAGAUAAUCAGAGAGUAAGAAAGAAGUGUGUUUAAGUGUUUGUGUACCUCAUAGCAAUAAAUGAGGUGCUCCUUAUAUAGACUAAUCCAAGGGUACGAUCAGGUGGGUCCCUUGUAGUUGGAUAGCGACCUGUUGAUAGUGACCCUUGGUUGGUUGUCCUCUGUGAUAACGCCGGUAAGGAUCCUCAAAUAUUGCCGGUAGGUGUUGUUUAUCUAAGAUGACCAGAUUACUUGCAGGUUGAAGUUUACCUACGGGGAGUUCUGCCGGUACCCAGUGGUGCCGGUAGGACACCCCGUACAACUAGCCCCCUCAGAGUAAGCGCAUACAUGACAAUUGCUGCGCUUGCUCUGAAUAAUGGGAAAAAAUGAGUAUUAUUUUGAUACCUGGUGGUACAACUAGCCCCCUCAGAGCGAAGCGCGGGCGUUGACUGUGUUGCGAGUGUUUCUGAGGAAAGACCUCGAACAGUUUGCCGACUGCCUUCGCUCUGAAAGAAGGUUUUGACGGCUAGGUCAUUUGAAAAAUAUUUGGACGACUAGCCCCCUUGAAAAACAUUUGGACGACUAGCCCCUUUGAAACAUAUUUGGACGACUAGCCCCCUUGAAAAAUAUUUGGACGACUAGCCCCCUUGAAAAAUAUUUGGACGACUAGCCCACUUGAAAAAUAUUUGGACGACUAGCCCCUUUGAAAAAUAUGUGGACGACUAGCCCCCUUGAAAAAUAUUUGGACGACUAGCCCCCUUGAAAAAUAUUUGGACGACUAGCCCCUUGAAAAAUAUUUGGACGACUAGCCCCCUUGAAAAGAUUUGGACGACUAGCCCCCUUGAAAAAUAUUUGGACGACUAGCCCCCUUGAAAAAGAUUUGGACAACUGGCCACCUUGAGGAUACUUUGGAUGACUAGCCACUUUUUGAAUUUUUUACCUUACAAGUGGCGGGAGAUUGCUACCCACGUUCUUCCACGUGGCCUUCAUCCAGUGCCUUAUUUCGUGCGCUUAUUUUGGGCCAUUGAUUUCGAGUGUAACUGACCUUUUAACUGCUUGACUUAAGGGUCAUGACCUUUCGUAUACCCCCCUUUGACCUAUAAAAACCCAUAACCUCUUCGAGAUUUUGCCAUUUCACCCACUUUUUCUCCUGAAAUUCCGACUUUUCUCUCUCUCUUCCCUUAGGGUUUUUCGCUGAACUUCGCUGCUGUUUGAUUUUCAAGCCUUUGCUGUUGUGGUGGUUUGAAUUUGACAAGGUUACUAGCCUCCCUUUUUAUUGUUACUGAAUUUCGGGUUCUUCUUCCUCUCUUUUGUUUUUGUGUUUGAUUUUUCUUCAUUUCUGUGUUUUUUGUAGGUUCUUCCUGUUUUUCUCUUUCGCGUGCUUCAUUUGUAUUUCAAACUCCAGAAAAAUAGUAGGUACCCCCUCUUCUAUUCUGCUCCUCUUUGUUUUCUUAGUUGUUUUUGCUUUUCUGCUAUGUUAAACUUAUUAUCCGCCGCCUUCAAAAAUGACCAAAAAUUUGGGUGGGGACAAUCCUUCUUCUCAACCUUCCGGGUUUACCGGUUGGAGUGUUCCCCAAGAGAGUAACUGUAGUUGGGCCCAGGAGAGGCCGCCUUCUCGAUCUAAUUUGGACUGCCAUUCGUGAGAUAUACGACGAAGUCAGGCUGAGAGAGAGCGUUGUUAUGCCCUACAUCAUCUACGGGCUCGAAUGAUAAGGGAAAUGAGGUCUCAUGAGCGUCCUAUUUCGGCUACUGAGCCUGUUUUAGAUGUUUCCCCUAUUUCGGUGCGAUAUUAUAUUCGCUCUUACCGGGAAUUUUUGGAUUCCGCCGGCAGUGGCCACGGGCAGUAUGGAACUAAUACUGGCAACUUCGGUGUUUAUUUUGGUCAGGCUGAUAGGAUGGCUUCAGAACAACCGGCUAGCACUAGCGGCCGCUGCCCUGGUAAAGAGCCUGUGACUGAUGACAUAGAUAUGGCUACCGGCGAAUACUCCGAUGGUGAUUCCAUCUUCGAGGAUUCCGCCGGUAAGGAUGUUGAUGAACAUAGGGGUGGUGAUGGUGAUGAAGCUGGCGUUUCUGGUAGGAAUGACACAGACGUCGGUAACGAUGGUAUUGGUUCAGAUGAUGAUGAUCCCGCCGACGUGAUAGUGGCCGAAGUUCUUGCGGAUGAGGCUAAGGAGCAGCCUUAUUUUACCGAUGACUCCACGGAUGUUCAUAGGAGAGAAGAGCUUCCUCCUUUAGAUAGUCUUCCUCGUACGACCGAGAUUUUGACGACGUGGCGUGAUUUGAUCAUAAAGAAAAAUCAUGUGGUUCAUGGGGGGACUUUUCUUGGAUUGCCGGCUGAAUAUAAGUUGGUAGUGCCGCCUGAAGGUGCUACUAUUUUUGAUUGUCCUCCCGGCCAUAUUGCUGUGUACGCGAAGCAUUUCGAUUUUGGGCUUCUCUUUCCUCUGCACCCUUUUGUUGAGAAGAUAUUUCGGGCUUGGAAUGUCUGUUUGGCUCAAGUUACUCCUACUACCAUCAGAACUGUUAUUUCGUAUGUCUGGCUGUGUCUGUUUAAACAAUGGCCGCUGACACUGUAUUUAUUCAAGCGGCUGCUAUGGUUGAAGAAGGAUGGUGAGACAGGGUGGAUGUCGGCGUAUAGGCAACGAAAAGGAAGACUGUGCAUCCUCCUUUGUCGAGCUGCAAAGAUUGGCAGGAUCGUUUUUAUUUCGUUCAAGUUCCUGACGACUUUUCUCUUCGACGGACUUUUACUAAACCCAGGGCUCGAAUGGAGCAGUACAACCAGCGAGGUUUGGGCCGGCUGGAGAGAAAAGCUUUUGAUUAUCUGGCGUGCGACAUUUUAGAUGUCGGCCUCAGCAAAAAGCAGGCUGUAAAUCGAAAUUGGCUUCCUAAUGCCUAUUAUAUUUUGGGUAGCCAACCCUUGUCUGCUGUCGGCCUUUGCAACACCCACUGCUUUGGUAAACAUAUUUUUAGCUGAAUGGGAUGUAUUUAUUUUUGCUAUUUUUAGUUUUAUGUAUUGCACAAGUUAGUUGCCGACUUUAAUUGUGUCGUUGUCUUUGCAGGUACUAAAACCUUGGAUAGAGAUAUUUUUGGUUUUGACGAGAAUUGGAGACCUGUGUGUACGCAGCCUCCGCCGCCUAAAGGAAAGUACGACACAAUAUCAACGUACUCCACACGAGCCUCCUCCCGUCGCUCAGCUGUUACCGUUGCUAAGAACCGUGUUGGUACCGGUUCUAAAACUAAAUCCUCAUCUGCUUCUAUUUCGAAAACUGCGCAACCGUCCAAUAUGCAAUCCAAUCCAACUGGCCGUGGUGGAAAGAGCCGAAAGAGAUCAUCGCUUACUAGUGGGCGUUCUGAUCCUAAUUUGAAAUCUAAGGCUGCUGGCGGCGAUGAUGUUUCGGCUGCUGUUGACAUGCACUAAUUCCCUGCUGACGACACUCUCAAGAAGACAGCGGAUUCUACUGUUGUGGUUCAUCCAUCUCCGCAGCCGUCCAUUGAGAUUUUGGACAUAGAGGGUGGUGGAGGCGAAAAUGAGCCUCCACUUCAGCAUUGUGCUACGUCGGCUGCUGUGACAGGGGGUAAUUCCAGUAUGCCCCCUGUGAGUCGUAGUGAGAAUAGAUCGGGUGAUUCUCGGUUGAAUUACCAUCUGCCGCUGCGUACCGGCGGUUGGAUUGAGGACACCCCUUUCAAAAUCCCGCCGGCGAUGAAGUCAUGGUUCGGGUCGCCUGGUGGUGAGCCUACCGACCAAUUCUACCCCAACAUUGAUCUUCUAUGUGGGGAGUCGGUGGCAACUGAUUCUGCUAAAGACGGUGGGGAUUUGGGCUACCGCGCUUUUCGGGAUCUGAUUACUCCCGCUGACAGGCCACAGGGUCAGAUUGACGCCCCUGCUGCUCAGCAUUUCAACAAUUUGUACAAGGCUGUUCAAUCCAGCAUGGAUUUGUACUAUGUCUAUCAUUGGAACCAGAUGCAGCUGACGCAGAAUAGCAUUGAUAUGGCCGAGUUGAAGAAGCGGGCUGAGGCGGCUGAAGCUGCUUUGAAGGAUAGCGCGAAGAAGUUGGAGACUGCUUCUUCAGAUUUGGAGGCGGUGAAUAAGAGGCUGGAAGAUGUCGAGCCGAAGCUGAAGGCUGAGACUGAGAGAGCAGACGACCUGACUCAGCAGCUAAUCGAUCUUAAUCGUGGUUUGCCUGGAGUGAAGAAGACUGCCGCCAAGAGGGCUGUUGAUAAGCUUCUCCAGUCUGACUGGUUUAAUGAUCUUCUAACUCUGCGCCAUAAUGGUGGUUGGUGCGCUGCUCAUCGGGUUGUUUGCAACCUGAAGAAGCUGGAUGAAGAUGCCUGGCAGGAGUUCGAAGAUGCUUAUGAGGAGAAGGAAUUAUAUAAGACCGCAACCGGCUUUGAGCCGCAGGAGCUACCGGAGGCUGUGAUUCGCAAUGCUAAUCAGAGAACCUUGCCCCCAUUGCAAGUUCCAGAAGAAGCCUACUGGUCUGGUGAUGAACAUGCCGUUUGACGGUCUUGGCAGUUAUCGCCUUCCUCUUCUUGCGGAUCUUCUACUUUUCCCAGUCGGCCUCAUACAUGUUAAGAUUUUUUAGUUUGGGCGGUUGGCUUUUGACUUUUUGACAAAUGCUGUUAGGGCACUUAAUGUUGAUGUAAUAUAUUUUAGAACAUCGAAUUAUUGUAGAGGUGUCGGUUUUUAAUCGACAUCCUUUGUGCCUUGUGAUCAGCUAAUCACUUCGUAAGAUUUUUUGGUGAUGGCUGUCGGUUUUUCGUGUUUUCUUUUGUAAUCGUGCUUAUGACUAGUAAUACGAUUGCUUAUUUUGCCGUUUAUCUUUGC